UUUAUUUAUGUGUAUGUAAUAUAUAGUCAAAAGACAUCAAGGGCUUCGUUCCCCCUUAAACCAUGGCUCGAAAGCACAAGCCUUCAAUUUCUCUCACGCUUUUCAUAUGCCUGAUACUCUGCGGUAUAGCGUGCGGUCGUUUCAUCGGUGACGACGGUUCAGAUCUCGUGUCGGAUGGGGUCCACAGUCAGCAGGAGCAGCAGCGGCUUUCGCCAGUUAUCCGGAUGUUUUCAGCUGCGGAGGAGACGUGUGAGCAGACCUACGGAUUCAUGCCGUGCACCACCACUAUACUUGGAAACCUCUUCUUAAUUGUGGUCUACGGCUAUCUCAUGUUUCUCGCGGCAACUUUUCUUUCCAGCGGGAGUGAGCUUCUGCUGGAAAUACUCGGUCCCGGUCUUAUCGGCGGACUCUUUCUUCCUAUACUUGGUGCUCUUCCUGAUGCUAUGCUCAUUCUCGUAUCUGGGCUAUCUGGAAGCGCUGAAACUGCUCAAAGCCAGGUCUCAGUUGGAAUAGGCUUGCUAGCUGGCUCAACAGUCAUGCUUCUCACGGUUAUAUGGGGUGCGUGUGUUACUGUAGGCAAGUGUGACAUAGAGAACCAUGUUGCCAAAGAUUUACAGGAUACAAAAGGAUUCAGCUUGACUGGCUCUGGUGUUAGUACUGAUAUCUGGACAUGCUAUGCUGCAAUCAUCAUGGCUGUUUCUGUGCUCCCAUUUUUAGUAGUUCAACUACCUCAAAUGCUCAAUUCAAAUUCUGGAAGACACUUAGCGGUCUUGAUUGCUCUUAUUGUCUCCGUUGCACUUCUGAUUUCCUAUUGCCUAUAUCAGGUGUUUCAGCCUUGGAUACAGAGGAGACGGCUAGCAUUCGCAAAGCAUAAGCGUGUGAUUUCAGGCAUUCUGAAGCAUUUGAAAAUGCGAGCUUUAGGGAGGCUUUGUAAUGAUGACGGGACAAUUAAUACGGAGGUCUUAAAAAAGCUUUUUAACACAAUUGAUGAGAAUAAAGAUGGAUGCCUCUCUUCUUCUGAAUUAAGAGCACUGGUCAUAGGAAUCCGCUUUGAAGAGAUAAAUCUGGAUGAGAAUGAUGCCGUAGAAAAGGUGAUGAAGGAUUUUGACACGUCUCGAGAUUCUCUAAUUAGUUUCGAUGAAUUUUUUUAUGGUAUUUCAAGAUGGCUUGAUGAAGCCAAGGGUUCCAGAGCUUCUCAGGCUGGUCCCGGUACAAUGAAGUAUUUGGAAGAUUUUCAUGAGCAAACAAAGAGAGAACAUUACUUUUUAGGGGAGCAGAGUGAUGAAAUUGUUGAGGGUGUUGACAACCCCCGGUGGACCACAAUUAAGGCUGUAUUACUGUUGUUAUUGGGGACUGUUAUUGCCGCUGUAUUUGCAGAUCCCUUGGUUGACGCUGUUGAUAAUUUUUCAAGUGCUACAAGUAUUCCUUCUUUUUUCAUCUCAUUCAUUGCACUGCCACUGGCAACCAACUCUAGUGAGGCAGUAUCAGCAAUAAUAUUUGCCACCCGCAAGAAGCUAAGAUCUGCUUCUUUGACAUUUUCAGAGUUGUAUGGAGCUGUGACUAUGAACAACGUGUUGUGUCUAUCAGUCUUUUUGGCCCUUGUAUACGCUAGAGGCCUGACGUGGGACUUCUCAUCUGAAGUGUUGGUUAUCUUGAUCGUUUGCAUCGUCAUGGGAAUCUUCGGCAGUCUUCGCACUACAUUUCCUCUUUGGACCAGUCUGAUAGCUUUCCUGCUGUACCCAUUUUCCCUGGCACUUGUUUACGUUCUUGACUAUGUUUUCGGUUGGUCAUAGAUUGUUGUGCUGGUACCCUCGUUUGGCUCUUAAUUGACGAGAAUUCUGGGUUUAAAUAUGUACAUCCAGAGUGACUUUUUUUGGAUCCUGAUCACAAACACACACGCACCGGGAAUUUAUAUGUAGCAAUGGCUUUUAUACUCUCUAUAUGAACAGCUGUACCGGCAUUACCUUCUCCCCUCUUUGUAUUGGGAUUGUUCUGUUUUUCAAUAUCUCCGGACUUCAAUCUGAUGAUAUCUUUUUAAUAGUAUGAUUCAAUUUCAAUAAUGUAAUGGAUAGAUUUUAUCUAAAGAUUUUUAUUAUGC
Molecule: messenger RNA, 2098 nt
Organism: Coffea eugenioides
Lineage: Eukaryota; Viridiplantae; Streptophyta; Magnoliopsida; Gentianales; Rubiaceae
Product: sodium/calcium exchanger NCL-like
Exons: 7
Coding region: 63-1793 (576 amino acids)
Biological process (GO): calcium ion transmembrane transport; intracellular calcium ion homeostasis
Cellular component (GO): membrane
Molecular function (GO): calcium:proton antiporter activity; calcium ion binding
Source: RefSeq, a predicted model, not a curated record